AUGUGGCUGCCGCGAUUGAUGCGUGCGGCAAACGAAGAACAGGAACAUCGUGAUGCCAUUGGGCUAUCAAGUCAUGCUGCACAAAAUUUGUUCGGAACAUUGGUGGCUUGUGACUGUGGACAUCUGGUAUCAUGCAGACGAGCAGCACCAAUGGUUUGUUCUCGAAAUGAUACUCAACUAUUAAAACAUCGGUUCAUUUUGGUUAAAUGGUGUUGUAUUGCAUUUCUUCUACUCAUCUUUACUCUCAUCGCUUUCUCUGGGUUUUUAACUUCGACACCUACCGAACUGACAUCCGGCAACUCAUACCUCUUUCUGACAAUCAUUAUUACCAGUUUAUUCCUGUUUGGUGGUUUGUGUUGUUUGCGUGCGCGUACAAUCUGCAGACAUCGUAAUGUUCGCCAUGGUUCGUUGCAUUGUCGUCGUGGCCAUUAUCAGUCACAUUCCCUCCGACUUCCUGUUUCACUUUUUGCACAUAGUGCUUAUCCUCGGCCACAUGUUCAUUCAUCUCCAAGCUCCUUUCGUUUCUCCGAAUCACUCUUCUACAAUGCUCUUUUGCAAGCCUGUAUGGCUCCACUGCCAACAUAUAACGAAGCAAUUAAGGAACCAGUGUUUGCACCACCAGCUUAUUCAACAAUCAUUACGCAUUCUUCAGCAACACAUGUUAGUUCACCUAACGGGACUAAUCAUGUUUCAAGUUCUGUUCUAUCGUCAGUUGGAGACGAAAGAAUAAGAGAAAACAUCAGUAGCAGUGAUAGUAGGUCUAAGCAAGAAUUGAUGGUACAGUUACAGCCGCAUGUAGUUGAAACUGUCGCUUCUGUGGAAGUUCAUCAUGCGAAUGGGGCGGAUAAUGAGGUUGUACAGGCUAAAGAAUAUAAAUCUGAUGAGUAG
Messenger RNA from Brugia malayi, 888 nucleotides. RefSeq lists its product as uncharacterized. The coding region runs from base 1 to 888 and encodes 295 amino acids. The transcript has 4 exons. NCBI's taxonomy places the organism in Eukaryota, Metazoa, Nematoda, Chromadorea, Rhabditida, Onchocercidae. The record is from RefSeq and is a predicted model, not a curated record.